Molecule: messenger RNA, 471 nt
Organism: Lottia gigantea (owl limpet)
Lineage: Eukaryota; Metazoa; Mollusca; Gastropoda; Lottiidae
Exons: 3
Coding region: 1-471 (156 amino acids)
Source: RefSeq, a predicted model, not a curated record
AUGACAUCCGUAGGCUACCGAGAUCAAAGAAUCGAGAAAGUUAUUCAGAGACUAGAACAUUCAGUAUUAAGAGAUAGUCAAGGUUACCAGAUACUGGGUGACGACGGAACAUCAACGGCAAAAAUACCAGCACGAAUAAGGGAAAUCAUCACCAAGAAUUUAUCUCACCGAGCUUCACCGGCAUCCACCAUGACGUCAACGCUCAACCCCAACGUCAGUCAACUGACAGAAGAAAACAGACUUUUAGCGCAAGAGUUAAACAGGGUAGAAAACUUGCUGUCAGAAAGUGCUGCUGAAAGAGAUGAACUAGGAAUCAAGUAUAAUGCUUUGAGCGAAAGGCUGAUUCGUUUGAUGGAAAUUGCCAAUCUUUUUGUUUUAAAAGGGAGUGAAUUACUGUUUUCAAACUCUAGAUCUAAAGUCUUGAAAGCUGUUAAAGAAAAGUGUAAAAUUUCUGCUAAAGGAGUGAAUUAA